Thecamonas trahens ATCC 50062 is the source of this 867-nucleotide messenger RNA. Its product is annotated as Clip1 protein. Lineage: Eukaryota; Apusomonadida; Apusomonadidae. Bases 1 to 867 code for a protein of 288 amino acids. The transcript is spliced from 2 exons. The record is from RefSeq and is a predicted model, not a curated record.
AUGCAUGUCGGGGUCGAGCUGGCAAGCCCCAUCGGGUCCUGCGACGGCUCGGUCGACGGCGUGUUCUACUUUGAGGCACGGGCCGAUCACGGCGCUAUCGUCCGCGCGCACCACGUCGAGCCGCUAAAGCGAGCCCGGCCGGCUUCGGCAGAUGUGGCUCGAAGCAAGGUGCGUGGAGCUCGGGCGAGUCGCAAGCCGCGGCCAGGUUCGGCCCAGAUGCGUGGAACCAUUGCCGACGCCAACUGCCAUGAGACGCAGACAGCAUUGAGGGAGGCCAAGGCGCGGCUCUCGCUUGGAGACAGGGUGCGAUCGCACGGCCUCGAUGGAGUCAUUCGCUACAUUGGUGUUCCACAGUUUGCCACAGACGAGCACCCGGUGUGGAUCGGGAUCGAGCUCGACAAGCCGGCCGAGCUGACUGCCGGAUACGCGCUCAAGCACAAAGGCUUCUUCUACUCGAUCGGGCGCAACGACGGGACAGUGAUGGGCGAAGAGUACUUUUGCACCGCCGAGCGGCACGCGCUGUUUGCGGCCCCAAGUGAAGUGCGCCGGCUCCUCCCUUCUGGUGAGAUCCUCCCGACGCUUGAGGACGCGGCUGCAACCGCGACGGCAUCCAACGAGGCCCACGUUGUCCGCUACCGCCGGCCGCCGGUCAAAGGCAAGACCAGGACUCGGCUGCGCCGUGAGCGCCUGAAGCGCAAGCUGGAAGCUGCGCAAGAGACCAAGGACAACAUUGAUGAUGCGUUCAUUCGGCUCAAGGCCAAAGAGCUGCAGGCACGUGCCAUGGCAAACGACGAGAACGUCCGCCUUCCCACCGACGUCACCGACCGCUCUCUGGCGGCGCGCAAGCGAAUGGAGCUGCAGUGCUAA